AUGGCCCGUGGAGGUCGAAAAUGUAAGCGCACUGCCAAUGGAUUGAGAGAUGAACCAAUUGAGCAACCUCCCUCAUGUCAUGAAACAAGGCAGCAGCCUCCACUUGGAACAAGCCAUGAAAAUGUAAUUGAACAAGUUCAAGGAGAAGCUGCUCGGGCACCUCAAUCUCCAAUCCAGAAUUCUACAUUGGGAAUAAUGCAUGAAUCAGGUGACCAAGUUACUCAACAAGCUGAUGGAGGUUCACAGUCGCAUGAGCAGUGCCAGAACUCUCCAAUUCAACAAUCUCCACUUGGAACAAGGCACGUACCAACUGAAAAAAAUCCAAAUCAGGAUUCUCAAGGUCAACAUUCCAAUGACACCACCUUCAUGUCAUGCAACUCGGACGAUGCAGGAAAAGAAACUACAAAUGAUUCAAGUGAAGUACAUCAGAAAACCCGAGGCCCUACAUUUAUGAAAGAAAUUUGGGGUCGGCCUAAGGACCUUCCACGGAUUGAGAUUAAACUCGAUGACAAUGGGAUCCCAAUAAGUGAGAAAACCUCUUUCUCUAAAUUCUUGGGCAGUUUGGCUAGGAAUGGUAUGUAUUGUCCAAUAGAUGUUGAAAGUUGGCUUAAGAUGCCAAGGAAACUUAAAAUGGACAUGUUAGAAGUGAUAAAGGAAAGGUUUGCUUUGCCUAUGGGACUAGAAGCUUGGACCUUAAGAUCUAUUGGCAAAAAAUGGAGAAGCUGGAAGGCAGAUUUAAAGGCUACAUAUUUUGAUCCUGCCGUGCCAAAUGCUGAAGCUCGGUUUCAAAAGGACAUAAGGGUACGGGAAGAGCAAUGGAUCAAACUUUGGGCUUAUUGGAAAAGUAAAGAAGCAAAGGCCAAACAGUUGGGAAGACCUCCUACUAGAGUAGAAAUGUUCAAUAAGUUUUAUACCCAUGCCGAUGGAACUCCAUCAAGUACCAUAGUUGCUGAGAAUUUGGAAAAAAUGAAUGAGCUGAAAAAUCAGCUUCCAUCGGAGUCGCAAGAUCCAGUUGGUCGUAAUGACAUAUUUGCCCAGUCAACAUUGGUCCAUUUGGAGGAAAGGCUUCAGCGACAAGAUGAUGAAAUAGCCAGCUUGAAGAAAAUGGUUUUAGUUCAACAUGGAAGGGGCUCUCCAAUUGACAGCCCGAGACAUCCUUCAUCAUCAUCUAACAAUGUGUCAAGCCAAACUCCAUCGCGAGCCACGCGACCUAUUCGAGUAGGGAAUAUGGUUUCACUAAAAAGUUUGUUUGACCCAACAAAAAUCGUGGCAAAGGGAUAUUUACGGAGUCUGAAUCCAUUGGAUGAGGUCGGGGGACAAGCUCUUGGGCCAAACUGGUGUGAAAUACAGAUACAAGUUGCAAUGAGUCCACAUGAGCAAUUGAUUAGACCGUAUGAUUUGCAGCAAACAAUUCAAGAUGCACUUGGUGCACCAGUUGCUUGGCCUUGUCAUUUGGUGGAAACAGCUGAAGAAUGA
Molecule: messenger RNA, 1476 nt
Organism: Coffea eugenioides
Lineage: Eukaryota; Viridiplantae; Streptophyta; Magnoliopsida; Gentianales; Rubiaceae
Exons: 8
Coding region: 1-1476 (491 amino acids)
Source: RefSeq, a predicted model, not a curated record